This is a messenger RNA of Vicugna pacos (alpaca), 710 nucleotides long. Lineage: Eukaryota; Metazoa; Chordata; Mammalia; Artiodactyla; Camelidae. The record is from RefSeq and is a predicted model, not a curated record.
GCCGCCCUCGCCCCCGAGCUCGCCCUUGGCCCGCGGCGGCCCCGAAAGGGUGCGGGAGACGCGAAGCCGGAGGAGGAGGCGCAGCCGCUGCCCGAGCCGCAGCCGCAGCCGCAGCCGGAGCCCGAGCCGCGGGGCGGGCGCGAAGAUGCACACGACCCAGAAGGAUACGACGUACACCAAGAUCUUCGUCGGGGGGCUGCCCUACCACACCACCGACGCCAGCCUGCGCAAGUACUUCGAGGUCUUCGGCGAGAUCGAGGAGGCGGUGGUCAUCACCGACCGGCAGACGGGCAAGUCCCGGGGCUAUGGAUUUGUCACCAUGGCUGACCGGGCUGCUGCUGAAAGAGCCUGCAAGGAUCCCAACCCCAUCAUUGAUGGCAGGAAGGCCAACGUGAAUCUGGCAUACUUGGGAGCAAAACCAAGGAUCAUGCAACCAGGUUUUGCCUUUGGUGUUCAACAGCUUCAUCCAGCCCUUAUACAAAGACCUUUUGGGGGCUACUACGUGAUAGAGUCUGGUUCUAGGCUGGGAAUCAUGGUUUGCCUGACCUCAAAAGCCACGUUCUUUCCUCUGUGUCAAGCUGUAGCCAAAGAGACACCACUCCACUCUCGCCUGUAAUCUCGUAAGAAAACUGAGAAGCAUCGAGAAAGCUGUCCAUAUGGCUUCAGAUGAGGCAGAGUGACAUCAGGAUACCUGCCCACUAUGUCUAUCC